Messenger RNA from Penicillium odoratum, 1776 nucleotides. RefSeq names its product siderochrome-iron transporter crmC (gene crmC). The coding region runs from base 1 to 1776 and encodes 591 amino acids. Lineage: Eukaryota; Fungi; Ascomycota; Eurotiomycetes; Eurotiales; Aspergillaceae. Gene Ontology annotation, biological process: transmembrane transport. The transcript has 2 exons. The record is from RefSeq and is a predicted model, not a curated record. Gene Ontology annotation, molecular function: transmembrane transporter activity.
AUGGCAGUGGGUAACGUAGGGAGUUAUCUACAGAAGGCGGCCAACAUCCGGGCAACGACUAGUGCAUUGCACGCGAACAGUGAUAGCCAGAGCUUGGAAGAAAGAAAUGAGAGACAAAUACUGAAUCAUCCUGGUGAAGUCACUCAGGAUGCCCAGAUUGGGGUUCAAAAGGCCGAGGCUACAGCCCUGGUUUGGUCCAGAACUGCCUUGUACGCAACAUAUGCGUGGAUGUGGUUAUGUUUUUUCGUUCUGUCAAUGCAAUCGUCAAUUAGCAGCAACGUUAUGUACUAUGCCUACGCAAACUUCGCUUCAGCCCCUCAAAUUUCCCAGGCCUUCAUUAUAUCGACCAUCGUUGGUGGAGUUCUUCAGCUUCCCAUUGCAAAGACUUUAAACUUAUGGGGCCGUGCUGAGGGUUUAUUGACAUUUCUGGUUGUCUUUAUCCUUGGUCUCAUUGUGAUCGCCUCUUGCAAUGGCCCAAAUGGCUUUGCAGCGGGCUACACCUUAUAUUGGAUCGGUUAUACCGCCAUGAACUUCAUUUUGAGUGUCUUUGUCGCUGACGCGUCUGGACUACGGAAUCGAGCCUUCGUUUACGCGUUCAUUGGGACGCCCUCGAUCUGUACCGCCUUUACUGGCCCACUCGCUGCCCAAGCGUUCAUCAAUCAUUCCAACUGGCGUUGGGCUUAUGGCUGCUUCGCUAUCAUCACCACUAUCUUCUUCGUGCCCCUUGCUCUUGUCUUUAAAUUUUACCAACAUAAAGCUGAGAAGCUGAAUCUUUUCAUUCGAGUACCAAGCGGUCGAACCACUACACAGUCUUUCGCUCAUUACUUUCACGAAUUCGACAUCAUUGGCGCUUUCAUUUUGAUGGGGGCCUUCAUUCUCUUUCUUUUACCAUUUAGCCUUAACACUUAUGGCUUCAUUGGAUACUCCUCCGCAACUUUUAUCGCCAUGGUCGUCAUUGGGACCCUAUUAUUCCCGGUCUUUGCUAUUUGGGAGCGAUUCUUUGCUACGACCGCCUUCAUCAAAUGGGAGCUCUUCAAAAAGCGCACGGUGGUAGGAGCCUGCAUUUUAUCCGCUGUAAUCUUUUUGAAUUACUACACAUGGGACCAGUACUUUUAUUAUUAUAUACAGGUCGUCUAUAAUCUCGACACCGCGAAGACUGGAUACAUGACACAAAUAUAUGGUGUUGGAUCGACCAUCUGGGCUGUUCUUUUUGGAGUUGUAAUCCGCCAGACUAAACACUUCAAGAACUUGUGUCUUUUCUUCGGUGUGCCACUAUUUAUACUUGGCGCCGCACUUAUGAUUCACUUCCGAGGAUCCCAAAGCAACAUCGGAUACCUGGUCAUGUGUCAAAUUUUCAUCGCCUUUGGAGGUGGUACCCUAGUCAUCGGGGAUGAGAUGGCUGUGAUGGCAGCAGCAGACCGAGAUGGUGUCCCAUUGAUGAUCGCCAUUAUCAGUCUGGCCUCUAGUUUUGGAGGAGCAAUCGGCUACGCCAUUGCAGUCGCCAUUUAUUCCAACACUUUCCCGCAGGCUUUGCUGAGUGCGCUUCCUGAGUCUACCAAGGCUGAUUAUGAAACAAUCUACCUUGGAGGCUCCGCAACUCAGCUUUUUUAUCCUCCUGGCAGCGAAACAAGGAUCGCAAUCAACUAUGCGUGGGCAUACAGUCAAAAGUACUUGUGUAUCACAGCAGCAGCUAUGGCAGUCCUCGCUUUCCCAGCGGUCGCCAUAUGGAAAAACUACGAUGUUGAUAAAAAACAAGUGAAGGGUACCGUUAUCUAG